Molecule: messenger RNA, 882 nt
Organism: Sclerotinia borealis F-4128
Lineage: Eukaryota; Fungi; Ascomycota; Leotiomycetes; Helotiales; Sclerotiniaceae
Source: the annotation of a GenBank genome assembly
AUGCCCAUCCAACAUCACCCCAUAAAUCCCAGCCUCACCCUCAACUCUACCAAUCCAAAUCACAAAAAUAUCAUCCUCACACGCCCACGUACCUCAGACGCAGAAUUAACAAUCCCAGCAUUCAACCACCCAUCCAUCUAUCUGAACCUCACCGGACCCCCUUUUCCCUACACACAAGAAUCAUUCGAUUCAUUCUUCAAGGAAGUUUUGGAUAAGAAUGUACAAAUUGCAGUAGCGGAACUCCGAGAUGCGAAAUUAUCGGAGGAAAACGGGAAUGGAAAAAGAUGGGUGGGGGCAAUACCCUUUCCGAGUAUUAGGGAGGUGGUUGUUAAUGGGAAGGGGGAGAGGGAGGAGGUUUUUAUUGGUCAGACGGAGAUUAGGAGGAGAGGAUAUAUGACUGUUUUGGGGGAGGAUGAGAGGCAGCGGUUGGUUAAGGGGAAUGAGGGGAGGAAGAUUGGGGAUCCGGAGAUUGAGUGGGAGAUUGGUUUUUUCCUCCUCCCCUCUCACCACGGCCGCAGCAUCAUGCCCGCAGUCCUCCAAACGCUUCUCACGGAUUUCUUCAUCCCGUAUAUGAAUAUGCAUCACAUGGAAGGAGAAUAUUUAGAGUUUAACGGGGCGAGUAGAAGGGUAUUUGAAAAGUGUGGGUUUAGAUUUGUAGGGGUGACCGAGAGGGUAGAAGUGGUUCCGGAGGGAAAGAGGGGGGCUUUGAGGGAGUUGUUGGAGUUGGAGAGGGAGGGGAAAGAGGGGAAGAGGAAGAGUUGGGUGGGGAAGGGUGAGAAGUGGUUGCUGGGGGAGAAGGUGGGGCUUGGGGCGUUGAGGUGGGAGAGGGAGAGGGAGAGGGAAAGUAGGGAUGUGGGGGAGGUUGUUGGGUCAGGGGUCUAA